CUGCCCUCACAACCGUAAUAACCUCCUCCCCUACAAAUAGCCUCCCAACCAAGGCCAGCACAGCACAGCACAGCACACCACAGCACAGAGCAAUAGCCAUAGCCAGCAGCAAUGGAGAUAGAGUCGGUCAAGUGUGAGUGCUGUGGCCUGAGGGAAGACUGCACCCAGGACUACAUUGCGAGCGUGAGAGCCAGCUUCUACGGCCAGUGGCUGUGCGGGCUGUGCUGCGAGGCCGUGAGGGACGAGGCCGGCAGGAAGAAGGCUCACCCCGGCGUGGAGGAGGCCGUGCGGGCGCACAUGGCGUUCUGCAAGAAGUUCAAGUCCAACCCCGCCGUCCGGGUCGCCGACGGCAUGCGCCAGAUGCUCCGCAGGCGGUCCGGUGACUUGUCCAAGCCGUCGGGCUCCUCCUCCAACAAGUACAGCACUGCGCAGGUCGGAGAUGAUUCAUCCGUGUCGCUAUAUUGAGGAGUACACCAUUACCAUUCUAUGGCUUGUAGACCGACCGCCUAGUGCUUUUCUCAGGCUUGAAUCUCCUGUUUCUUUUGUCGUUUUUGGCAUAUAUUCUUACGAUGGCAAGAAGUUAGAAUGUACAGAAAGUCAUAAAUUGCUUCGAAAUGAAUGCUAAUAGUGCUUGGCUUUGAUA
Messenger RNA from Triticum urartu, 643 nucleotides. RefSeq lists its product as uncharacterized. The record is from RefSeq and is a predicted model, not a curated record. Lineage: Eukaryota; Viridiplantae; Streptophyta; Magnoliopsida; Poales; Poaceae.